UAAUUGGCACUUGUGUUGUUUUUGUUUGUACGACAAGGAACAGGAUUUACUUAUAAGCACUUGAUGAAUCACACAAUAACAUCAAUUUAUGAGAGUAUUUAAUAACAAGUAUGUUCUCUGUAUUAAACAUUAUAUGACCGAAGAAAGAAUGAAUAAAUAUGUAUUAUCAAAGGGUAAAACCUUGUAUCUUUGUCAGUUGGUCGUGUUAUUUGAUUUUGAUUGUGAUAUUUUGCAUUUCAAUGGUUACGAAAGUUGCAGCGGAAAAUUCAAGACAAUACAAGAUACUCCGUGAAAGGAUUGGAAGACUAGAAGGCAGGUUUGCAGACGACAUUUCUUUGAUCCGGGAGGAAUUUUACAACGAAUUAAAUACAUUAGCGAACAAGAAAUUUGGUCAAACCAUGAACGUUAAUUCUACAAUUAACCUGGAAAUAGGUUCAGAAAUUGAAUCUUUGAAGAUAAAAGUCGAUCGUAUGAUUAACGAAUCUUUCAACAGAUUUAAUGUAUUAAGGGAAGGAAGCAGGCAAGAGAAAAGAAUUCGUAGGGAGAUUCAAAGUGAAAUCGAUGAAAUUAAAGAAGGGAAUGCUGACGUAGUUAAUUCCGUUGAUAGAAUGUCACAAACUGUCACUUCAACGAUUAAUAACAUUGUGGAAAAGAUCACUGUUACACAAAAGAUGAAUGACAUUGUAAAAGUACUCGAAGAUGUAAAAGAUCAACUCAGUUCUAACAUUCAAAACAAAUGUGUGCAUGAGGCCGAAAAAGUAGAAAGGGUCGCAGACUGUGCUGACUUGCUGAAACAGGGGUAUAAGACUAGUGGUGUAUAUACAGUGUUUCCAAAAACAAUGUGGCGGCCUGUAAACGUAUACUGCGAUAUGGAAACCUCGGGUGGCGGGUGGACUGUGUUUCAAAGAAGAAAAGAUGGGUCGGAAAAUUUUAACAGAAAAUGGGUUGAAUAUGCAUUCGGUUUUGGAAAUUUGUCUGGUGAGUUUUGGCUUGGAAAUGAAUUUAUCCACAGAUUAACAGAUGGUGUGCCACAUGAGUUGCUUAUAGAAUUGGAGGAUUUCGAAAACGAUCAUCGGCAUGCAUCGUAUGGGCUGUUUUCGGUUGGUUCUGCAGAAGAGUCCUAUAAACUCUAUGUUAAUUUCUUCACUGGGAACGUCACUGAUUCUCUAGUAUCUAGACAUUCAGGACAUAGUUUUUCUACAGCCGAUCACGGAGUCUCGAUUUCUUGUGCUAAAUCCUAUAAAGGAGGAUGGUGGUAUGAAAAUUGUCACAGUGUUAACAUUAAUGGUUUGUAUCUGAAAGGUGAGCAUAAGUCUUACGCCGACGGUGUCAACUGGAAAGGUUGGCGUGGUUAUCACUACUCCCUAAAGAAAACCGAAAUGAAAGUUCGACCUCAUUAGUUUAUCAGUGUUAUCAGUUAUAUGAACAAGGGGACAUAGAUGGAAGGAAAUAUAAUGUUAUUUGUUUUGAUUUUAUUUAUUGUAGUUCUCCAGCAUGUAUUCAAAAAGAAUUAUAUCAGUCUAUUAAAAGUCCUUUGGAAAAAGAUCUUACUAUUUACUAUAAAGUAUUGGAUUGUUUGACAACUUUAAAAAAGAAACUGAUAUUAAUCAUUCCAUUAUUUGACUUCUGUUUUUGAAAAAAGGACAUUAAGGCAGCAUGACUCCGGAUUCAUGCUUAUUUUCAUGAACAUUUUGAAAAAGUAUCUGAAAAAUGAAGUAAUGUGAAGUAAACAAAGAAAGUGUUUUUUACAAAUGGCAAACGGCACUAACUAUCUACGUAAAUUACCAAAUAAAUGUCAAGACAUGGGAAAGUGGCACUUACUUCGUAGGUCACGCAGUAGAAAUAUGUUUGCAAAUAUUGAAAAAUAAGUCGUUAAUCGCACAUAACAUUUAAAUAUUACUUUAAUCAUGUAUAUCUUUAUUUUUCUUAAAUUUUUAGUAUAUUUUUGUGAAUUCUGAAAUUUUUAAAAUAUUUUUGCUCAUCUGGAGGCAUGCAGAUUUGAAAGCACAAUUAUCUUCAGUAAUGACUACAAUUAUUCCUCUCUAUAAAUGGAAAACAACUGUUUAAUAAUAUUUUGAUAAACAAUUUAGACCAUGACAGAUGCUGAAACACAUAAAAAAUAGUGCAGAUAUUUGAGGAUUUAUUGACCUUUAGAACGAUGGUAUCAAAGUGCUUUUUCAUCCACUACAAUUAUGCAAUUCUAUAAUGUUUUUAUCUUUUAUUUCCCUUAGUUUAUUUUGUUUUUGAAGGUACCUUGUAGUUUGUUUAAUCAUCAAUUAGGUAUUUAUAGUGUGAGAGCAUCGUGCUCAAAUCCAUAUAUUUUGAAAUAUGAGUUUUUUCUCACUGUGCGAGAAGCAAAAUCAAAAAAAGAAGCUACCAUAACAUAAUAAUUCUUUUAUCAUACAUCUAAACAUUUUUAUCAAAAAGAAGAAAAAAGAUUCAUCAAUAACGGAUGAAUAGGUAAUUUUUACAAAAGAGACCUCGCCCUAAGGUAUAUCGGUUUCCUUUUCCAAACGCUACGUAAUGAACAGCUAACAUGGGAAUCAACGAGAAAAUAGUCCAGCACUUACAUAAAUGUUACCGUAUUUGUAACUAACACAAUAAGGAAUGAUUCGUUUAAGCGCUCCAUGAUUUGCGUGUAUUUUAGGGGAAAAAAUAUAGGUAUACUGGUAUAAUAAACGAGGAAUCUAAGAUAUAAGAAGGACAUUAGUCGUAUUCAUUAUAAUAUCAGAAAUAACUUAUUUUUCAAAAAAUAUUGUAUGGUAUCUCGAAUUAUAAAAUUAAUUGAGACAACAUU
Molecule: messenger RNA, 2797 nt
Organism: Ruditapes philippinarum (Manila clam)
Lineage: Eukaryota; Metazoa; Mollusca; Bivalvia; Venerida; Veneridae
Product: techylectin-5A-like
Exons: 1
Coding region: 159-1400 (413 amino acids)
Source: RefSeq, a predicted model, not a curated record